Molecule: messenger RNA, 949 nt
Organism: Cloeon dipterum
Lineage: Eukaryota; Metazoa; Arthropoda; Insecta; Ephemeroptera; Baetidae
Gene: Chd64
Product: calponin 3
Exons: 5
Coding region: 114-686 (190 amino acids)
Biological process (GO): actin filament organization
Cellular component (GO): actin cytoskeleton
Molecular function (GO): actin filament binding
Source: RefSeq, a predicted model, not a curated record
CAGGAGAAGAGAGGCCAACCUGAGGUGCCCGCCGGCUGCCACUGGCAGUUAGUUUAGUUCUGCACUGAACUUGCGACCGAAGACACGACAGCAAUUUGCACAAACUAUCAGCCAUGGCGAGUAACAGAGCUGCAAAGUCGGGAUUCGCUGCCGAGGCGCAGAGGAAGAUAAAUAGCAAAUACAGUGAGGAACUGGCCCAGGAAUGUCUUGAGUGGGUGAAGCAGAUCACUAACGAAGACUUCAGCACCAGUGGUGAAAUGGACAACUUCUACGAAGUCUUCAAAAAUGGAACCAGACUGUGCAGAUUGGUGAACAUCAUCAAGCCGGGUUCGGUGAAGAAAAUCAACGAGUCUCAAAUGGCGUUCAAGUGCAUGGAGAACAUCAACGCCUUUUUGGACGUGGCGCGCACCCUGGGCGUCCCUGCCCAGGAGACCUUCCAGACGGUUGACCUGUGGGAGAGGCAGAACCUCAACUCUGUCGUUAUCUGCCUGCAGUCCCUCGGCCGUAAGGUAUCUGCUGGAAAUUUCGGACAACCUGGCAUUGGACCCAAGGAGGCUGAGAAGAACGUCCGCAAUUUCACCGAAGAACAGCUCAAAGCCGGACAGGGCGUGAUCAGCCUGCAGUACGGAAGCAACAAGGGCGCCACCCAGAGCGGCAUCAACUUUGGCAACACGAGACACAUGUAAAUUUCUGCAGUCCAAACGCGCACAAGUUGUAACUUAUUUUUGUCUUUGCAUCCGGCAAAGAAUGUGAACAAAAAACGAUCCUCUCUUCAUUCCUUCUUGUUUUUUCUGUCUUUUUCUUUUGUACUUGAGAGCUCUUCCAGAUUUAGAAUUAACAGAAAUAAAAUUAUGUAAGCUUACAUAUAUUUGGAAUACAAAAAAUGCCAGAAGAUGUUUUACUUUGACAGGAUUCCUUUCAUGUGACAUUACAACCUUAAACAUUUAAA